AUGACGAGACUUAUUCUAUCUACGGCCAAUGUCAUGUUGGCAGGCCCCUCCAUUAUUCGUAAACCCGGCAACAAUAGAUCCAACCUCGAACUCGUAAAUUCUCUACGUGACAACAUCGCCGAGGCUCAGCGCGAUUAUGCGAUCGAUGCGCAAGAAACCAACGGCUUCACGAACGGCGAUACGCCCAACGGCAAGCACACAGCCGUUGACCUCUGGACUGAACAACAAGGCGAUGUGCUAUACGUUCCUCGCAUUAAUUGGAACGCCGCGGGCCUACAAGAGGAACCCAGUCAGUAUGAGAUCACUGUCAAGUUUUUUGUUCUCCCAGGCAUGUCAGUAGCUGCUCGCGAGCAACAUGUCAAAGAGGCUCUGGACUUGGUCCGGAGAGAACUCGGCAUCCAGACCAUCGAUCUCCUGAUUGUAUCUUUCCCUGGCAUUUCGUUCGAAGGAAACUGUGAAUGGGAGGCGGACAAGACCAAUGCCCAACAGGGGAACCUUGAAGAGGAGCUUGCGACUUGGAAGGUAUUCGAGGGCCUGCACAAGCAAGGCCUUUUGAAGCGUCUUGCCGUGGCCGAGUUUGGUAGCGAGAAACUUGGCGCUUUCAUUAAGCGUGCGAGCGUCCGACCCGUCAUUGACCAGAUCAACCUGCGAAACUGCUGCGAUGUUCCACCUCCGCUGAAAAAGCUAGCUGAGGAAGAAAGCGUGGAAUUGCAUGUUCACAACGACUGUAUCGAUAUUCUCCCUCACGGCACUCUUCGAGAACUUCUUAGUCACGGGCCGAAAGGCGCUGGUCUCCUUGCCGAUCCCGGUAACAACGGUUCGGGUUUGACUGGAGAGAUUGUUCCUGAAUGGGUAGUGCGAUACACAGCAUUCGUACAGGAUCGAGGCGUCAUAGAGAAUAAGGGAUAUUUUGCUGGAGCGGAGCUGGUGGCACCAUAG
Molecule: messenger RNA, 939 nt
Organism: Fusarium redolens
Lineage: Eukaryota; Fungi; Ascomycota; Sordariomycetes; Hypocreales; Nectriaceae
Exons: 2
Coding region: 1-939 (312 amino acids)
Biological process (GO): glutathione biosynthetic process
Cellular component (GO): glutamate-cysteine ligase complex
Molecular function (GO): glutamate-cysteine ligase catalytic subunit binding; enzyme regulator activity
Source: RefSeq, a predicted model, not a curated record